Molecule: messenger RNA, 647 nt
Organism: Epinephelus moara (kelp grouper)
Lineage: Eukaryota; Metazoa; Chordata; Actinopteri; Perciformes; Serranidae
Product: major histocompatibility complex class I-related gene protein-like
Exons: 3
Coding region: 36-647 (203 amino acids)
Biological process (GO): immune response
Cellular component (GO): external side of plasma membrane
Source: RefSeq, a predicted model, not a curated record
UCAACUCGUUCCUUUACCCACACGUCUUAAUCAAAAUGAAAAAGUUACUUUUGUUGUUUUUCAUCCUUCAUGUUUCAUCUCCAGUGAAACACUUCCUGAGGUUUCUCAUAACUGUGUCUUCUGGAGUCCCAAACUUCCCAGAGUUUCUUGCUGCUGCAGUGGUUGAUGAUAUUCUGAUUGGUUACUGCGACAGCAACAAAAACAUAGUAGAACCAAAACAGGACUGGGUGAAAAAAUUAUUGGAAAACUUUCCUGAGCACAUGGAGCGGUACACUCAAGAGUGUACCCAGCAUCAGCCAAACUUCUUAAAAGCCACGAUGUACAGUUUAAAGCAGCGCUUCAACCAAACCGGAGGUGUUCACAUUUUACAGAGGUCGUAUGGCUGUGAGUGGGACGAUGAGACUGGAGAGAUUAAUGGUUUUACGCAGUACGGUUAUGAUGGAGAAGAUUUCAUAUCAUUGGACCUGAAGACAAUGACAUGGAUCGCACCAAAACCACAGGCUGUCAUCACCAAACUGAGAUGGGACGCUGACAAAGUUAGAAUAAAAUAUAAUCAGAAUUACUUCAAUCAAAUUUGUCCUGAGUGGCUGAAGAUGUAUGUGACCUUUGGCAAGAGCUCUCUGCUGAGAACAGGUAGGAUCACAUGA